Molecule: messenger RNA, 1842 nt
Organism: Annulohypoxylon maeteangense
Lineage: Eukaryota; Fungi; Ascomycota; Sordariomycetes; Xylariales; Hypoxylaceae
Product: cysteine proteinase
Exons: 1
Coding region: 301-1251 (316 amino acids)
Biological process (GO): protein deubiquitination
Molecular function (GO): cysteine-type deubiquitinase activity
Source: RefSeq, a predicted model, not a curated record
CGUGAGGUAUAACGCACUUUUUGGUUGAAUGCAGUACCAUCCCCAUUUAUAGCGGUUGCUUCAAAGCUACCCCGCCAUGAUUGUAGGGGUCGUGUCCAGAAGCUACAAGCCCUGGAGCUUACCCCACGUCGCAAGGAAUCCCAACCCUAAACUUCGCAUUAACGCGAACUCUAACCUUCGCUUUAAGCUUUCCCGCCAAGCGCAGACCUCUCUCUUAAAUUUAUUUAUAGAAUUGUAAUACCCGGAAUACACGAACUCAACGACACGUCUUCCUCUCCACCGAGUUCCACCGAGUCCGACAUGGAGUCUUCCGAAACGAUACAAACCCGGCAUCGCAAAGAACAGCGGGAGCUACAAGCGCGAAUCACGAACAAGAAAAAGAACGCGACGAAGAAGACACGGAAGGGCGUCAACGACGAGUGCGCCGAACUCGAACGCCAGUUGAAGCAGAAACACGAACAGGAGCUUGCGGCUCUAGACGGGAACGCAGCGAUAGACGAUGACCCCGACCACCAAGACAGCGAAGCACAAAAUCAAGACGAACAAGCCACCACCACCACGAACCCCACCGACACAAUCUCCCAAAAGCUAAAAGAAGUCCGCUUCGACGAGCCCCCCGAACCUAAACCCGAGAAUACCAGCGCAGGGCAAGAACAAGGCGGCAAAAAGCGCAACCGGCAGAAAGAACGUCUAGCCCGCCGCGCCGCAGAACAGGAAGCCGCGGCCGCGGCGGCAGAGGCGGAAGCGGCGAAUAUGACGGACCACCGGAAAGUGGAGAAGACGUACCUGCUGAAGGAGUUCAAGACGCAUGGGCUUGUGGAGAGGGAGAUACGGCCGGAUGGGCAUUGUUUGUUUUCGGCUGUUGCGGAUCAGUUGGAAAGUCGGGGGAUACCGUUAGGUGCUGAGGGAGAGGGCAGGGGUGAGCUGCCGUAUAAGGUUGUGAGGCGGAAGGCAACGGAGUACAUGGAGGCUCACGCGGAUGAUUUCGCGCCGUUUUUGGAGGAGCCGUUGGCGGGGUAUGUGAGGAAGAUGAGGGAUACGGCGGAGUGGGGCGGACAGUUGGAGUUGACGGCGCUGGCGAAUGCGUAUGCAGUCGAGAUCAAGGUUUUGCAGGAUGGGAGGACGGAGACGAUUGAGCCUAGUACUGGGAAGAAGGCGGAUGGGGAUGGGGAGAGGAGGAUUUGGUUGGCGUAUUAUCGCCAUGGGUAUGGGCUUGGGGAACAUUAUAAUUCUUUACGGAAGGCUGGAUAGGGAUGGCGAAGAAAGAAUAUCGAAGGCAUAGCACAUGAGGACUUAAAGACCGGCUCGACUACUCGGUUAAGUGGCUUCGCGGGAAUAUGGCUCCUGUUAGCCAGUUCCGCUAGAGGACUAUGGGUAAUCGUCUUGGGAUAGGUUAUGCGUGCCACAUGGUGAACUCGUUGGCCGCUUCAUACAUCUACCCAAGUACUCCAUUCCUCCUGGUACACACGCAAAUUAACAAGAAGUAAAAUACAAAAGCUCUCCAGUCCACUACCCCAUGCGACCGCGAUAGAUACACAGAUUAAGGAGCUAGAGCACUCUUCCAAGAUGCUCCUCCGUGCUUAAGAAUUUAAAAAUUUCGGAACUCCUAGUUGACACUGGAAAGUCGGAAAGGAUAAAUGAUUGACCCUUGGGAUAGUAACAUCUAAAACUCCUUUACUUAAAAUUAUCCAUGGAUGGAUGGAUGGUAGAAUAGGUGGCAGCGAUUCGAUUGGGUGUGUUGUACACGUUAACCCUAAUGAUUAAAUCAUCGUGCUGAGCCGCCCAACCACCUAAGCAGUCAUUUACUUCUCAGCAGGCUACUCCGAAGAAUUAUUGAGUCGG